CAUAGUGUGAGACUAAACAUCAAAAUAGCAUAUAAUUAAAUUGGUGAAUUAAUAAUGAGGGACCAUCAUUACUAGUAAUUAAAGAAGAGAAAGCAAAUGAGAUCUCUAGGAUUAUGUGAAUAAGGAGUUAACUUAUUUUCUCCACGCAUAAAAAAAAAAACGAAUUAGGUUAUAAUUAUAACAUCUAUUACGAAUAGAACAUCUUAACAUGGCAGAUGACUAUAACUGAGCAAUAUAUGUUUUGCUAUUCGCAACUUGAUGCAUAUCAUACGAAAUUAUCAUCGUGUGCAUUCACCUAUAUCCCUAUUAGGGGGUGUCAGUUUGGUUAUGUUAACCGAACUGAAAUGCAUUAACAAAACCGAAAAACGAACUAGGAUGUUUACCCGAAACCGAAACCGAAACCGUAAAACGCUUAUUGGUUUCCGGUUAACCCAAAACCCCUACAUAUCUCGAUUACAAAACUCGAAACCGUUGCAACUACUGGUUUCGAUUUCCAUUUUCCAAUUCAAAUCAGUGGCGGAUCCAGGGCUGGGCCAACCCAGGCCCCGGCCCAGCCCUCCUCCGGAUCCAGAGUUAGUUUAGUACUUAUAAAAUUUUUCGAUUUAGGUAUUUGGCCUAGUGCUAUUUAAAAUUCUGUCUAGUUUUAUUUGAAAAUAGGAUUUUGUGUAACUAAGAAAAUGGUUCUGAUGAACAUAUCCAAACUAUUACUUUAAAUUUAUCCUAAAUUUUCUAUAGCCCCAAUGAUUUUAUUUGAAAAAUGACAUGAAAACCUGAAAGUGUAAAGUUUCAUUAAAAUAAAAUAAAAAACUCUAAACUAAAUCACACCCUUCCUUACAAAAUUCAAAAAAUUUCUCAAUCCCCCCAAAACAAAACAAGAACGAGGAGACGAGCAGACCCAAAUGGAUUUCUCCGCCAUCCCGUCGAGCUGGUUUUCUUUCCAUUCUUUUGAUUAAGAAAAUAUUUACAAACUUGUUGUCAUCAUUUAGAUAGCAUCAAUUGAGUGGGUCACUAGAUUCUAACAGUUCUUUCUGGUGUUUUGAUGAAGAAAAUACUUACAAACUUGCUCAAGAGUUUAGCCUCGAGACUUUGAAGGCUAUGAGAUGCAUUCUUUGGAGAAUGCACUACUCAUGUGAGGAAGAUGAAGUUUCUUCUCUUGCAAAAUUAUUAGAGAACCUGGAGGAAACAGAGAUGGACACAUAAUACAAAUUGAUUUGUCGGUUGAUUUGUCUAGUGUUGACCUAGCCGUUUCAACAACUACCAUGGAGAAAAUAUUUUCAGCAAUGGAACAUGAAAAUUGUUUUGUGCAACAAAAUGAUCGAUGAAUUUCUCGUUGAUUACUUAGUUAUUUUCUUUGAAAAAGAGUAUAUUAUCGGUAUGGAUGGAGAUUAUAUUAUUGAUGAAUUUGCUAAAUUAAAAUAUUUUCCAGUACAAUUGGCAUUGUAAUGAAAACUAUAUUAUUAUAUAUUUUUGUUUAUGGUAUCUAAUAUUCUAUUCAAAUGCGGCCCAAUACUCACUUAUGUCCUGGAUCCGUCGCUGAUUCAAACUGGUAUCGGUCAGAUACAAACCAGUUUGAAACCGAAAAUUCAGAAUUGAUAUUUACUUACCGGCCGACUCGGUACUGAAGUAAACCGAAACCAACAUCCCAAUCCUCAACCCUAAAAUCCCGACUAAAAGAGAGAGAGAAUAAGGAGUGAGGAGGCAAGAAAAGGGACAAAAUAAAGGGGAGGCACCGCAAACAAAGGGAGGGGAGGUGAGGUGGGACCCGCCCUAAGUUGUACCGGUACGUGACAUGUCAUUUUCUAUCCCAGUCUUAAAACUGCGGCCCGUUCGAUUAGAGGCAGCAAUCAACCUCCGGCCACCACCUCCACCGCCACCCUUGUGUCCGGUGGGUCCGCUUCUCUAUGUAGAUCUUUCUUCUGAUCAACUACUCUUCUCUCACUCUUCCUUCCUUCUAGCCCUUUGAAGAAGAAGAAGAAGAAGAAUGGCUGAUGACGUACACGCAUUCCGGUCAAUAUUUUCCCCAACCUAAUAUUUAACUUACUUAACACCACCAAUCCACUCCCCUGUUCUGUUCAUGACUUUUGGGGGUGGGGGGGGGGGGGGGUAUGAUCACGUUUCUCAAAUUUUCAAAACCGGAUCGUAUACCAUCGUGCGGAUCGAGCUGGAAAAUUUGAAUCAUACGUACUAAUUAAGGAGAGGGAUCGAAAUCGUGCACAUUAACUAAUCUACUACCUAUAUUUGAAGAGGUUGAGGGGGGUAUAGCACGCCCCUACCUUCAAGCUAGUUUCUCCACUGAUUGUAUAGCGCAAAUGUGUAGUAGUUCUAACAGCUGCAACUAAGUUGCACUGAGUACUAUCACUGAAAACAGCGGUAAUCGGGCAGAGUAGGAUGAUAGCUUACGAGAUUAAAAUGUUUUAACUCGUUUGAGUAACAUCUUAGUGUCAAAUUCAAUCAUAACUAAUUCUUGGUGUAGUCCUUUUGUACACUAAGGAGAAAGAAAAAAGUUACAUGUGAUAAAAGCUUUGUUGUAGCACCUUGUGAUUUUAAAUGUUUAUCAGAGAAGCGAAUUAUAUUGGAUUGGUGAAUGCUAAAUAUUAAACGCUUAACCAUUAAAAUAAUAAGGAGAAAAUGGUAAACGCUGAUAGUGAUGGAUGUAGAGAAGUUGGUACAAUUUGGAAGUAUGUAGAAGACUAUUAAAGUUAUAUUUUUCUAGUUCAAAAUCAAAGACUUCUCAUGAGUGUAAAAGGUAAUAUAUGGACUUUUUAUUUGAAAGGAAUACCUGGUUUAAAUUACAAAAUCCUAACUUUUAUAAGUCGAUGCUGUAUCGGUUGGAUAAAUCAAUUGCCUUAACUUAGUUUUCAACAUAUCUUAAUAGGUAAGCUCUCUCGUCCCAUCGCUAUUUUUUAGUACUGGUGUGUAUUUCUACAAAAAUUACAUGAAAGAAUGAAAUUGUUCCACAAACUUCAAUCAGUAAAAAAAAAAAUACCACCCAUGAGCGAAAUUUACCUUAAAUUCAACAAAUUUUACUCUACCAUAGAAAAAGAAAAAAAAAGAAUAUAAGAAAAAUGGUCGAAAUGCUGGGGUGGGUGUGCCCACUUGCUGGAAACCGGUCGCCAAGCCAGCAGCUCCAGUUACUGCGCCUGAUGUGCUAAAUAAGAGUGAGUCACUGAGUCAAUCAAUUUGCGAAAAAAAAAAAAAAAAUUCUAACAAAUCUCCUCCUCCUCUUCUUCUUCCUUCUUCCUUCCUUCCUUCCUUCCUUCCUUCAUCCACACAUGUACACCACCGCCUCCUUUCUUAUUCCCUAAUUAAUUAACUACUUCUCUUCACUCCCUGGAGGCCGCGUCUAUAUAUCCAUCCCUCCAUUCCCAUAAACCAACAAAAAACACAAAGCGAAGUGAGAGUGAGCUGAGAAUUGAAGUCGGCGGUGGCAGUCGACCCUAAUUGCAGAAAGAAAGAGAGAGAGAGAGAGAGUAUGAGCAAAGAGGAGAAGAGCGGGGAGGCGGCGGAAGAGGGAAGUAAUAAUAAUAGCUGCAGUGGCGGUGGAAGCAAGGAACUGGCAGUCGGUGGCGGAGGAGGAAGGGAUGUUGCUGCUGUUGUUGUUGAUGACGAGGAGGAUGAGGAUGAUCACGAGCAUGACAUGGUGAUGCCCGGGUUUCGUUUCCACCCGACGGAGGAAGAGCUUGUGGAGUUCUACCUUCGCCGUAAGGUGGAGGGCAAGCGCUUCAACGUUGAGCUCAUUACUUUCCUCGACCUUUACCGCUACGACCCCUGGGAGCUCCCAGCGAUGGCGGCGAUAGGGGAGAAGGAGUGGUUCUUCUACGUGCCGAGGGACAGGAAGUAUCGGAACGGGGACAGGCCGAACCGGGUGACGACGUCCGGUUACUGGAAGGCGACGGGGGCGGACCGGAUGAUCCGGACGGAGAGCUCGAGGUCGAUCGGGCUGAAGAAGACGCUGGUGUUCUACUCCGGGAAGGCGCCGAAAGGGAUAAGAACGAGCUGGAUCAUGAACGAGUACCGCCUCCCUCACCACGACACCCAGCGCUACCAAAAGACGGAGAUAUCGCUUUGUCGGGUAUACAAGAGAGCCGGAGUGGAAGACCACCACGGCGGCCCCUCCCUCCCACGCUCACUUCCUUCAACCAGAACACCUCCUCCUCAUCAUCAUCAUCAUCAAAAACAACAACACUUGGGCGCAUCCACCUCUAAUUCCUCCUCCUCAACCUCCAACAAACACCACCACCAUCACCUACAACAACAAACUCCACAAUACCCACAGCUCAACCUUCAACAACCCUUCACCCAAGUCCUCAUGGAAGUCGACAAGCUCACCUCCUCCUCCUCAACAACAGCAGCCCUAGAAAACACCACCGCCGCCACGACUCUAGGGUUACUACUUCCCAACCACAUGAUCACACUGGCGGCCACCACCACGCUGCAGGCACCAGCGCCGCCAGUACUCCCGCCGCCGCCACCACAUGAAGUAGUGGCCGACGAGCAGUUCCUCAUCCUCAGCAACACUAACAACGCCACCAACAAUAAUAAUGACAGUAACACUACUACUCUCAAUGCUUUGGAUGAUCUACACCGGUUGGUGAACUUCCAGCAGCAGCAGCAAUACUAUACCUCACUACUUCAACAGCAACAACAGCAGCAGCAAAUGAUGUUCCUGCCGCCUCCACAUCAGCAGAUGCCGAGCUUUAGCAACAGCAGGUCGCCGCUGCAGAUCUGGGAGUGGAACAACAACAACAACGUUGUUCCCAUCCCGCCGCGGCCUGAUCAUCAAGCUAAUGACGAUGAUGAUAAUGAUCAGGUUCAAGUUCGAGGGCAUGGAUCGUCUGGUGAUCAUAAUCAUAAUCAUCACUACGACGUAAACCAAUAUUAAAAAGCAUCCCUUCAAGUGACACUUGAUCAGCAGCCUUAAUUACGUGGGAUUAAAAACUUAGCUAAUAGUUACGAAUGUUAGUCAAAUUUCUAUCUGUCAAUCACAUGCAUGGCGUACGUACGUGUUUAGUUAUUUGUGUGUGGUAAUUAGCGCAGAUAUAUAAACUCUAUCUUUCAAUGAAUUAGACGCAUAUAUAUAAAUAUCCUUUAAUUACUAAUCUCUAGCUAGCCGGGGUUUUUUUUAUUACUUGUAAUUAAUACCAGUCCGGGAGCAUGGAAUGGCUAGCUUCUCAAUUACAUGAUGAUGACUUGACUGACCACCAGUGUUUUAUGGCCAUACACCAAGCCAGACUAUAUAUAUUGGAUUGGUGAAUUUUUAGCUUUAUGGAUUAGGGUUCAUGCAUGUCUUGAUGAUCAAUAUGCAAUAAACUAUCUGUAUGUAUGUUUUAACGUAUUUGUAUAUCUAGUUCUUGAUUGCUACAUAUUGCACAGCAACUAUAUCUGUCACUAAAUUCCUGAUUGCAUUAUCACUUGAACUGAAUAGUACGUAGUUCUGGUUUAAAAGUACAAACUUUCCUAAGAAAUCAACAACCGUGAAUUGAGUGCUUACUGUCAUGAACCAGUUGAUCCCAAUAACUCGAGUUGUUGGGAGAAGUUCAAUCGUGGAUCAUAUACCACAACACUAACACGCCCCCUCAAACGAAAGCCACUCACAAGGGCUUGAAGUUUGCACAGGUCUGAAGACAAGAAUACCAUGUGCUUAACAAAUGGGGGUCACCGGGAAUCGAACACAAGACAUUUCGGUCACAGAAGGCUAUGAUACCAUGUCAUGAACCAGUUGAUCCCAAUAACUCGAGUUUUUGAGAGAAGUUCAAUCGUGGAUCAUAUACCACAACACUAACACUUACCUUUCCACCAUGCCUGCUGAAUCUUAUGCACUUAUAGUAGUCACACUGGUACUAAUGCGACUUGUCCAUCAAGGUCAAUACAUGCAGUUGCCAUUCCCACCUAGGCGCGAGCAAUGGAACUUUUCAUAAACCAUCUGAUUCCAAUAAGAAGCACGACACAUAUGAUCAGUUUACAAACUGGAAAAAAAACCAAACACACAAAAUUGAACAAAAAAACAAUGACAUAACAACAUGCAUCUCGAAAUAUAUAUGUCAAUAUAUUUUGCACAAAGACUAUCUAGCAAACCUGAUAAAAAAAGAUUUAUGAUCCUUCCAUGAUUUCGGAUUCCAUCGAGGAGAGAUUCUACUCAGCGGCUCCUCGCUUGCAAUUCCAUCGGAACAGGAAUGUAUCACUCUCACUUUGGUUCUACGUUAAGCCCUAGCCCUAGCCCCUAAUUAAGAAGUAUGAACGCAAAUUUGCCCAACUGGAGUUGGUUUACGUAAAUAUAUUGGGAUAAGGGCUUUAUAAAUUGGACCAGGGUCGAAUGGGCUUGAGCUGCGGCCCAAAGCAGAAGAAGGAAUGUGCUCUUUUUAAGAAAUCAAUAAUAGUCAGUUAAAUCAUUGCUUACUUUCAGACAACAAGCCCGUCUAGCUCAGUUGGUAGAGCGCAAGGCUCUUAACCUUGUGGUCGUGGGUUCGAGCCCCACGGUGGGCGUUUCAUUGUAGUUCGUAUUUUUUUCUGCAGCUGCAACUAUCGAACGUGUGAAUUGUGAUCAGAUGCCUUCAUCAUUUCUUUCUCUUUUUCUUUUUCUUUUUCUUCGACAUAUAACACCUAUCCAAGCAAUACUCUGCUCUGCUGAUGAUGAUCCUUCACUGCGGGGUGGGCACGUGGGUGGUUAAUUCGUGAGUGGUUAUCGAUCCACCCACAAAUAACCCGACUCGUAUACAGUGGGUGAUUGAUGUGAGCGGAUUGCGGAUUGAUAAAUCUCUCACCUGCACUUAUGUGGGUGGGUGGGUGGAUUGCGGGUCACCCGUAUGACCUGCAUCCUAUUUUUACAUUAAAAAAAUGUUGUUUCUUAA
Messenger RNA from Linum trigynum, 6848 nucleotides. The record is from the annotation of a GenBank genome assembly. NCBI's taxonomy places the organism in Eukaryota, Viridiplantae, Streptophyta, Magnoliopsida, Malpighiales, Linaceae.